AUGGUCAUGGUGGCUGUUAUGAGUGGUAAGGGAGGAGUUGGAAAAAGCUCGAUCUCUAUCAUGCUGAGCACGGCGAUGUCCGAAAGAGGAAAGACACUGCUGUUGGACUUUGAUCUGUGUGGGCCAAGUGUGGCUAGUGGACUUGGGAUUAAGGAAAAGAUAUACAAAGGAGAGAAGGGAUUGAUUCCGGCCAAAGCAUCUGAGAACUUGUACAUACUUUCGAUGGCUUUGCUUAUGAAGGAAAGUGACUCUGUGAUAUGGAGAGGUCCAAAGAAGAUGUCUGUAUUAUCGAUGUUCUAUGAAUCGGCCGAUGGCUUUGAUAACGUAGUGAUUGAUAUGCCUCCAGGAAUAUCUGAGGAACAUGGAUUUCUGGUUGGAAAGGACAUUAGUGUUUUGAUUGCCACUACUCCGCAGAACAUCUCCCUAGGAGAUUCUUCGAGAGCAAUUGACUUUUGCAUUUCUAAUGGAAUCCAGAUUCUCGGGCUUGUGGAGAAUAUGAGUGGAUACUGCUGCGAGUCCUGUGGAAACCCCACCAACAUAUUUGGGGCAAGAGGAGGAGAAAGACUUGCAAUGGAGAUGGGUGUUCGCUUUAUAUGCGAGCUGAAAAUCGAUCCUCUGCUCUGCGAAGCACUAGAUGAAGGGAAGUUCCUCGAGAAAUGUGGAUCGAUCGAGUCUUACAUAAGACUCAGAAGAUCUGUCCUCGAGAUUACAAACAUUUAA
Messenger RNA from Encephalitozoon intestinalis ATCC 50506, 720 nucleotides. Its product is annotated as MRP-like ATP binding protein. The coding region runs from base 1 to 720 and encodes 239 amino acids. Gene Ontology annotation, molecular function: iron-sulfur cluster binding; ATP-dependent FeS chaperone activity; ATP binding. Lineage: Eukaryota; Fungi; Microsporidia; Unikaryonidae. The record is from RefSeq and is a predicted model, not a curated record. Gene Ontology annotation, cellular component: cytosol. The transcript has a single exon. Gene Ontology annotation, biological process: iron-sulfur cluster assembly.